Messenger RNA from Xenopus tropicalis (tropical clawed frog), 3224 nucleotides. It is a transcript of the gene pmepa1, whose product is annotated as prostate transmembrane protein, androgen induced 1. Gene Ontology annotation, cellular component: early endosome membrane. Gene Ontology annotation, biological process: negative regulation of transforming growth factor beta receptor signaling pathway. Gene Ontology annotation, molecular function: R-SMAD binding. The record is from RefSeq and is a predicted model, not a curated record. The transcript is spliced from 4 exons. Lineage: Eukaryota; Metazoa; Chordata; Amphibia; Anura; Pipidae. Bases 1497 to 2354 code for a protein of 285 amino acids.
UUGGCCCGCUCCCCUGUCCGUCAUGCAGCUCCCGGCCCCGCCCAGACGUGCUGUGAGAAGGGCAGUCCCAGUCUGGCGCUGACGUCACGGCCCGUCUGGCUGCCCGGGGUUGGGGAGAGACAGAGAGAGUGCCGGAGAGAGAGAGAGCGCAGCUCCUUGGGAGGAAGCGAGGCAGUGAGACAAAGUGACCGCUCCUGUCCGGGACUCGUCUACUCCUGCCCCUGACUGCCACUUACACUACUCCUGCCCCAGGCUGCCACUCACAGACUGCUCUUCUACUGCCCCAGGCUGCCACUCAGACUGCUCCUCUCCUGGCAACAACUGACGGCUCUAUUGCUGCCCCAGCCUGGCACUCAGACACUUCCUCCUGUCCCUGCCUGGCACUCACAGACUCCUCCUCUCCUACCCCAGCCUGGCACUUAGAGACAGCUCCUCUCCUACCCCAGCCUGGCACUUAGAGACAGCUCCUCUCCUACCCCAGCCUGGCACUUAGAGACAGCUCCUCUCCUACCCCUGCCUGGCACUUAGAGACAGCUCCUCUCCUACCCCAGCCUGGCACUUAGAGACAGCUCCUCUCCUGUCCCUGCCUGGCACUUAGAGACAGCUCCUCUCCUACCCCAGCCUGGCACUUAGAGACAGCUCCUCACCUACCCCAGCCUGGCACUUAGAGACAGCUCCUCUCCUACCCCAGCCUGGCACUUAGAGACAGCUCCUCUCCUACCCCAGCCUGGCACUUAGAGACAGCUCCUCUCCUACCCCAGCUUGGGACACAGUGACUGCUCCUGUCCUCUCCCUGCCUGAUAUUAAGUGACUGCUUCUCUCCAGGUAAAGUGACUGCUCUCCUACCCCAGCUUGGGGGGGUUCCAGCUAAAGUGACUGCUCUCCUACCCCAGCUUGGGGGGGUUCCAGCUAAAGUGACUUCUCUCCUACCCCAGCUUGGGGGGGUUCCAGCUAAAGUGACUGCUCUCCUACCCCAGCUUGGGGGGGUUCCAGCUAAAGUGACUGCUCUCCUACCCCAGCUUGGGGGGGUUCCAGCUAAAGUGACUGCUCUCCUACCCCAGCUUGGGGGGGUUCCAGAUAAAGUGACUUCUCUCCUACCCCAGCUUGGGGGGGUUCCAGCUAAAGUGACUGCUCUCCUACCCCAGCUUGGGGGGGUUCCAGCUAAAGUGACUGCUCUCCUACCCCAGCUUGGGGGGGUUCCAGCUAAAGUGACUGCUCUCCUACCCCAGCUUGGGGGGGUUCCAGCUAAAGUGACUGCUCUCCUACCCCAGCUUUCCCCCCAGCCUGGGUCAAACUGACUAACUCCUUCAAGCUUCCUGCUGUGGUCCUGCCCCAGCCCAGGGUAAAAGAGACUGCCCCCCAGCCUAGCAGAAGACCCCCUGGCUAUUUGCCCCCUCUCCCUGCCAUGCCUGCCCCCUCUCCCCAGGCAGCGGGUGCCGGGGGUCCCAGCGUGACAGACUGAGGCGCUUUCGGGGAAGAGACUUGCCAGUACUUCAAUGCAUAACUUGAUGGGUCUGAACGGCACCGGCGAAUCCAUCCAUUCCAAUGUGUCCUGCACAUGUAACUGCAAGAGGUCUCUGUUCCAGACUAUGGAAAUCUCGGAGCUGGAGUUCGUCCAGAUAAUCAUCAUUGUGGUGGUGAUGAUGGUGAUGGUCGUGGUUAUCACUUGUCUCCUAAACCACUACAAGCUCUCGGCCCGAUCCUUCAUCCACCGGCACAGCCAGGGCAGGCGGCGAGAGGAGAACCUUUCCUCGGAAGGAAAUCUUUGGCCGUCAGAAAGCACAGUGUCGGGAAAUGGAAUCAUAGAGCAGCACAUUUACACCCCUCGGCCGUCGGACAGGCUCAGCGUUCCGUCUUUCCUGCAGAGAGAUCGUUUCAACCGAUUCCAACCCACGUACCCCUACAUCCAGAACGAGAUCGACCUCCCACCCACCAUCUCCUUAUCGGACGGCGAGGAGCCGCCGCCCUACCAAGGACCUUGCACCCUGCAGCUCCGGGACCCCGAACAACAGAUGGAACUUAACAGGGAAUCCGUUCGGGCCCCGCCAAACAGAACCAUUUUUGAUAGUGACUUAAUAGACAGCUCGGUGUACGGGGGUCCCUGCCCCCCGAGCAGCAACUCUGGCGUCAGCGCCACCUCCUACAGCAGCAACGGGCGAAUGGAAGGGCCCCCGCCGACCUACAACGAAGUCAUUGGCCACUAUCCCAGGUCGUCGUUUUACCAUUGCCAGCAGCCGAACCUUGCCACGCCCUCCAUAUUGGAAAGCAACAGACUUCAGCCGCAGAACCAAGGCCUUGACAGCACAAUUGCACGGAACAAAGACAAAGACAGACAAAAAGGGCAACCGUUCUAGAACGGCAAUGUGAGCGAACAAAAGAAAUUAAAAAAAAAGACAAAUUAACACUCUGCACUUCUCACUGGUCCGUCCGGUCGCCGCAGAAUCCUGCAACAGGAAAAGGAGUCGAUCGCCUAUCCCCGGGGGCGGGCCAUGAAAUCCAGAAGAGGAAAAUCUUUAAAAAGGGAGGAGUUUAAUUUAAGAAAAAAAACAAAACAAAAAACAACUCCCUUCCUUUCCGCUUCUUCCUGUAUAAAUAUUUACAUGUUAUGUCUGGUUUUGAAUGCACAAGGAGGAAGAGCUUGCAAUUAUUUUUUAUUUUAUUUUGUUGUGUCUCGCUGCAUCUUGAUAUUGAAUCCUACCAAGUUGCUUUUAUAUUAUUUUAUGUUUCCAAGUUAAGCCGUGUAUGAAUGCUUUACCCGACACCGUCUCUAUUUACAUGGUAUAUAUAUAUAUAUAUCGGGGGCUUUUUUUUUCUUAAUAUCCCACAUAAUGUUAAGGAAAAAAAACCCAAAAACAUUUGCACAAAACUAUUUGUUAAAUAUCUGCAAUAUUAGAAAUCUAUAUAUAAAUAUAUAUGAAACACAAGAAGUGUAUGCGUGGUAGGGAAGUGUAUUUUGUAAUGCAAGAGGCCUCUCUCUCUCUCUCUAUAUAUAUAUAUAUAUAUUUUUUUUUUGUUUGUUUGUUUGUUUUUCUGAAGCAGAAAAGCGAAAAACUGAUUUUUUUUUUGUUUUUGUUUGAGUGCCAAUUGGGGAAAGUGUGUUGUACGUUGUUUCAAAAACGCAGGGGUUUAGAGUUAUUUAUAUAAAUGUUGAAAAGAAAAAGAUUUGCACUAUUUUUUGAUAUGAAUAUACCAGUGCUUGUGUUAGCAAAAAAAAAAAAAAAAAA